AUGGGAGCCCCCGAGAUCGAAAAGGUCGUGCCUGGCGACUCCGUUCGGAGCAAGUCGCCGACUUCUGUCGACAAGAUAGAAACGCAACCAGCCGUGGCCGAGCUUGUCCAAGAGCAACCAAAGCUUACAUGGAGGUCAUAUAUCUGGGACACGUUGGAUAAGUCCCCGGAAGAACGCAAGUUCAUGUUCAAGUUAGAUGCCGUCAUCCUGACUUUUGCGAGUUUGGGUUACUUCAUCAAGAAUCUUGACCAAAUCAACAUCAACAAUGCCUUCGUAUCAGGCAUGAAAGAGGACAUGCAGCUCUUCGGCAACGAACUGAACUACAUGCAAACCUGUUGGACAGUCGGAUACGUCCUUGGAGAGAUUCCGAGCAACAUCCUUCUCACUCGCGUCCGGCCUUCGAUCUGGAUCCCUGCAUGUGAAUGCACUUGGGCUGUGCUCACCAUCUUGAUGAUCAAGUGCACCAAUGUCAACCAGUUAUACGUCCUCCGUUUCUUCAUCGGUCUCGCUGAGAGCACAUUCUACCCGGGCAUGCAGUACAUUAUCGGGUGCUGGUACCGAAAGGACGAGCUCGCCAAGCGAUCGUGCCUCUUCCACUCGAGUGGAUCCAUCGGCUCCAUGUUCUCAGGCUACCUCAUGGCGGCUGUCUAUAAGCUAGACGGAGUACACGGAUGGAAGGGGUGGCAGUGGCUUUUCAUUGUCGACACCAUCAUCUCACUGCCGAUCGCAAUCGCGGGAUUCUUCUUCCUCCCCGAUGUUCCUGAGAUCACUAAGGCGUGGUGGCUCAACAAAGACGACGUUGCGCUUGCGCAGAAGCGAAUGCAGAUCGAGGGGCGCGCUAACCGACAACCGUACACAAAGUCCAAGGUCAAGAAGAUCCUCACGAGCUGGCACAUUUGGGCAUUGACGCUGCUCUACAUCUUCUUCAACAACGGUUCCGGUAUCAUGAGCCAGCCCGCGUUCCAGAUCUGGCUCAAGGGGCAGGGUUACAGUGUCAAACAAUACAACACCUACCCAACCAUCACAUCCGCUAUCACCGUGGUAACUACAUGGAUCUAUGCCUGGUCCUCAGAUUCCGUGUUCAAGGGAGAGAGGUGGCCCCCGAUUGUCUUCUCUGGCGUCCUGAAUGUUGUUAUCUACUCAAACCUGGCGGCGUGGAACAUCCCAAACGCGUGGAAAUGGGGCUGCUUCCUGCUCACCGGGUUCGGCGGCGGGAUCAGUGGGCUGACGUUUGCCUGGGCCCACGAGAUUUGCAAGGAUGACAACGAGGAGAGGGCUGUCGUAACCGGUACGAUGAACCAGAUGGCCUAUGUAUUCCAGGCAUGGUUGCCACUUCUCAUUUGGCAGCAGGUCGAGGCACCUCGAUACCCUAAGGGGUACAUCACAAUGGUCUUCUUUGCCGCAGGCAUGGCAAGCACGGCUUUGCUGAUCAAAUACCUGCAUCGUCGCGAACUGGGAAAGAAGACGCAGAGGGUUUCUGCUUGA
Messenger RNA from Colletotrichum graminicola M1.001, 1485 nucleotides. Its product is annotated as major facilitator superfamily transporter. The transcript has 3 exons. The coding region runs from base 1 to 1485 and encodes 494 amino acids. The record is from RefSeq and is a predicted model, not a curated record. NCBI's taxonomy places the organism in Eukaryota, Fungi, Ascomycota, Sordariomycetes, Glomerellales, Glomerellaceae. Gene Ontology annotation, cellular component: membrane. Gene Ontology annotation, biological process: transmembrane transport. Gene Ontology annotation, molecular function: transmembrane transporter activity.